AAUUGAAAAAAAAUCAAGAUGAAUAAUUUCUUAUACUUUUUUGUAAUUUUAAUUAGUAGUAUUAACGCUUUGCCCGCUGGGGAUUACAAUUUUUUUAAUUAUUUAUACGAUGAUUUUGGUGAGAAUAGCAUCGAUGGGGUUGAAACAAUCGAUGUGUCGAGCUUAGGACCUGAGGCAUACGGACUACCGAGGAAUGAGAGCGGGGACGCAUUAUCCCAGUGGUCAGAAUCAUCUCUCAUGAACCCUGAGGAGGUCGGAGAUUACGCAGAGGGCGAUAUCUUGAUGCCUCCACAGCAGGGCAGGAAUGGUGUCAGGAAUGAAGUGUUGCGUUGGCCAAAAGGACAUAUUCCUUAUGUUAUCGAAGGAUACUUCAACUCAGAACAGCGUGAAACUAUAAUGAGGGCGAUAGCAGACUACCAUAGACUGACGUGCUUACGAUUUGUCCCGUACAAUGGACAGAAGGACUACAUCACUAUUCAGAGCAAAAAUACUGGAUGCUGGUCUAGUGUUGGACGCGUUGGUGGUCGUCAAGAAGUGAACCUUCAGAAUCCUGGAUGCGUCUCCAAAAAAGGCACGGUGCUGCAUGAGCUGCUGCACGCCAUUGGGUUCAUGCACGAGCAGAGCCGACCUGAACGUGAUGAUUUCAUUAGCGUGCGGUACAACAACAUUAAGCCAGGUGCUGAGAACAACUUCAGGAAGUCUACAGUCAAGCAAACCAAUGACUUCAAUGUGCCCUAUGACUACAACAGCGUGAUGCAUUACUCUGAGUACGCCUUCUCCAAGAACCAACAGAAGACCAUUGAACCCAAGGUUGGUGGUGUGAAAUUAGGACAACGUGAAGGUCUUAGCCGCGGAGACGUCAGGAAAAUUAACAACAUGUACAACUGCAAGAAAGAGGAGCCCCAGACUGGUUGGCUAGGAGGAGUGUUCCAAAACAUAUUCGGAGCGAAAACACGUUAAUUUAUGAUUGUUUUAAUUUAUAAAUAGCACUCGAAUAACUAUUGAAUUCACAAAGAUCUGAUAGAUGUAAGUUUUCUAGUCUUUACCUGUUUGUAUGAAAUAAAAU
Spodoptera exigua (beet armyworm) is the source of this 1066-nucleotide messenger RNA. The record is from the annotation of a GenBank genome assembly. Lineage: Eukaryota; Metazoa; Arthropoda; Insecta; Lepidoptera; Noctuidae.